This is a messenger RNA of Salarias fasciatus (jewelled blenny), 2188 nucleotides long. RefSeq lists its product as uncharacterized. Lineage: Eukaryota; Metazoa; Chordata; Actinopteri; Blenniiformes; Blenniidae. The transcript has a single exon. The record is from RefSeq and is a predicted model, not a curated record. The coding region runs from base 365 to 1702 and encodes 445 amino acids.
GGCAUCGUCCGGCGGACUGCUCCUGCUGCUGCUGUUGUCCUCCCUGGUGUCCUCCUCUGUUGGUGCCCGGAAUAAUGGUGCUCGGAAUAAUCCCAACUCCCGGGGUGGCUCCUCCUCCCGGCGUCGCUCCUCGAUUCGUUCCCUGCCUGAUUCCGCCUUGCCAAUUGCCAACAGGCAGAUCCGGGGGCCUGAAUGGUCUCGGCAGGACAUAAACAAACCCAAAGAGGCCAUAAAGUCCAUUGGCAAGUACGUCCUGAGUACAGGUCUCUCAACACUCGCUUAUGCUGUUCCAUUUCUUGGCGUGAUUCAACCUCAUGGGACACUGAUCGCUGCCUCCGUCAACUUAGCGCUGCUCCCACUGAAUAUGCUCGACAAACGGAACAGUGACAAACAGCUGAUCAAUGCCAUCAGGUUUGAGUUUGAAAACCUGAAUUCAAAGAUGGAUCGGUACCAUGAAGAUCAGAAAUACAACAUCUGGGCCAGCAGCACCUUCGCCAAGCCCGAGAAACACAUCAACUUGGCCUGGGCAAGUUACAAGACAAUGAUCAAUGCUCUGCUACAAGCAACGACGGAGGCAGAAAGAGACAGACAUCGAAAUGAGUUCAUGGGUUCCUAUCAAAAAUAUGAACCUGCCAUCAGAGAGCUGCACAGGCUGCUGACGGUCAGUGGAGCCAGCUUCACCUACAACCUGGGGGACCUGCUGUCUAAACAAAUCAAAUGUCAUGAGACGGACUUGAGAGAGUACACAGAGUUCAUCAACAAGCUGAUCUGCAAGGGCAUCGUGAUGAACCAGUUCUACUACAAGGUGAAGAAGAUCGAAUCACAGGCCAGGGUGGACGAGGAGUCUAAGAUUGCCUACGACUCAGCCUUGGUCAUGUUCCAGACCCAUGAGAAGUGUAUAUUCGACAGCAUUGAGUAUGUCAAGACGGACGUGGAAACCCUGAUCAACAGCAUCAAGCAUCGCUCAAACCUUGCAGAGGACGUCCAAAAGUUCCUAGACAACACGUAUGACAGGUACGACUGGAUGGUGGUUGCCUUCAUAGCAAAGAACUCCAAACAUCGGAUCCUGGAAACCCUGAACAAACAUGUCCUGGCGGGAUUCACCAUAGUGACAGAAGGAGGUGUCAGCGUAGCCGUUGCCCGACAAGUGAAGGGAACUCACACUAAGGCGAGGUCGGUCAAAGAGGCCAUCAAGGGAUGCGUUCCCGAGAAGACCCUCUGUUACAAGGUCAGAGAGAAGCUGGGUAUGUGUACCAGGGACAUCUAUAUCAGAUCCGGUGUCACGGUACCAGUGACUUCAGCCUACAGUGCGGUGCACGCCUACAUCCACAAAGCUCACGACAGUCACAACGCCCAGGAUGUAGAUAAGGAGAUGGUGAAUGAGUACUCACCACAGAUCCCAUACUUCUUCAAGGGCUCAUGCGAGAAGUCUCCCGGCGUGAAGAACGGAAACUAUGUGGUGUUGAUCAAAAGUGACGAGGAGCUGGAGAACAAAGAUCCAUGCGCCAAGCUGGAUUGUGGGGGGAGGCAAAGAGGCCAGUGUGUACGCAUGCACACACUGUUCCUGGCCAUGUGCCAGUGUCGCCAUCCAUUCUACGGCAAGAACUGCGAGAAGAAUCUGGAAGACUACAAAAAAGAGCUUCAGAGAGAGACCGGAUAUAUUAUGGUGGACAACAGGAGAUCUCGAAACCGUGGCUUCUGAUCCAGGAACACCGACUCCACUGUUCCUUCCUGCUCUGCUUCAGCUCACAUUUAACUCUGCAAAGAUAUUUGGUUUGACUUCGUGCUUCUGCUUUUCAUUUUCUGCGUGCCUCUCACAGAUGUUCUGCUAGUUAACGAGACAACCCUGCACCAGCCCAUCCAGUCCCGCAGGAGCCGUUUGUACCAGCAGGCGGUGUGUCGAGUCACUCAGAGAAGCAGUUCAAUAAACACUGUGAUCAGUUUUUGUUUCAGAGCACCAGUCUGGGGAAGCAAGUUUGAGUCCUGAUGUCAUCCACAGCUGGCAGAUCGUCUCUCCAGACAGCACACUGCACCAAUCAGAAAGGAGAACCACCACAUCGCCACCCGGUGGACAACAGUGACAUGACUUAAUUUGUACAUCAACAGCUUGUAAUUCAAGGGAAACAAAUAUCCGUGUGACUGUGGCAGUGGCUAUUCCUCUGCUUUAUGCUGCUGCCUUCAUUUUCAC